AUGAUUAUAUGCAGUGCUGAGGGAUUUUACCCCGCUGCUCUUGAACAGCAGUGGAUGAGAGAUGGAGAAAUCAUCAACAGUUCAUACUCGCACAAGGAUGAGAAUUACAGCACAAAUCCAAGUGGAUCAUUAACUCUGAUGUUUUAUCAGGAGUUACCAUCACAGAUGUUUGAAAUAAUCUUCUCCUGCUGGGUCAACCACCCAUCCCUAAACAAACCGCUCUCCGCCAAUUUAUCCAGCUCUGUCUGUUACGAUCAAAGGGAUGCGACUUUGACUAUCAUUGUGGCUUUAGUCGUCUCUGCUGUGGUGUUUGUCUUUGUGAUUAUUAUGGUCGUAUGUAAAUGUCAAAGAAGAGCACAACCACAGUCUUCUGUAGAAGUUAGUGUCACACCUGAGCCUGUUUUCCAGUCUGUCCUCCAAUCUGAUGUAGUUUAUUCAUCGUUGGGCGAUCAUCAUCCAGUCCCAUGCAGCCGCAGCCCUAGUGUCAACUGGUCACCUCUAAACACAGAUUAAAGGCAUUUUGUUUGAAUCAUUUAUCUCAUUCACGUCCCUUAUAAUAAACCCAUUUAUUUAAUGUAUAGACAUAUAAUUGAUCUGUAAAAUAAUUGUAUCCUCUCUUAAAAAAAGUAAGUUGACUGUACAUGUAGCUGAAAAUACAAAACAAAAGUCCUCUUUAACUGCAUGACUACACAAAUAGUCAACAAAAAGUGACUUGGUUAAGUUUAUAAUGUAUGUCGUUUUUUUCUGUGUAAGUUCAGGAUGGCAUUAUUCAACCCACCUAUAACCUAAAACCAGUAGCACUGCUUGAAAGUCAUUAUAAGGUAAAUGCAACCUGCAGCAUGCAGUAACUGUGACCUGUAUAUUGACCUACACGUUAUGUGCACCUCCCUGGCUUUCCUGUAGCUCAGCGCAAGGUUGUGGGUUCAAUCCCAGGCUAUUGCAAAUACCUAUGUAAAAUGUAUAGGAUAAAGCUAUGUAAGUCGCUUUGGAUAAAAGCGUUUGCCAAAUGCCUAAAUGUAAAUGUCAACACAACUCUACUGCCUCCCACACUGUGUGGUUAAAGUAACCAGAGCUCACUGCUUCUUUUUUACGGCAGCCCAAUCAGAAGAUGAAGAUGCCGUUCUGAAAAGCAGUCUCGGGGUAAACAAUCACAAGAAAAUGAAGGUCUGCAACCAGCUUAUGUUUUUUACGUGUGUUUUAGACAUUGUCACACCCCUGCAGAGCAUUGCAACACUGUACCUCAGUCACGCUGGUCACACUUGACCUAAACCUCAACACAUUCACUUUGAAGUAAAAUUUGAAUUAAAAAUAAAGUACAAUAAUCACUUCACUUUUCUAUAUAACAUAAAGAUCCAGGAAGUUAAUAAAUCCAACUAUGAUAGUAGUGCAUUUCAAAUAUAAUGUAAAAUAAAAACUGGGUUUUGUUAUUUUCCACAUAUCAGAUAUAAUUUUAUUAUACUGUAUAUCUUUCCUGUAGCUCAGUGGUUAGAGCAUGGCGCUUACAAUGCCAAGGUCAUGGGUUCGAACUCAGGGGAUUGCACAUACUAAGAAAUAAAAUGUAUAGUAUAUAAUGCAAUGUAAGUCGCUUUGGACAAAAGCUAUGGAAGCAUAUUUGUUGCUAUAUUCAAUUUGAAAUGCAAU
Messenger RNA from Triplophysa dalaica, 1641 nucleotides. RefSeq names its product hereditary hemochromatosis protein homolog. Bases 1 to 513 code for a protein of 170 amino acids. The record is from RefSeq and is a predicted model, not a curated record. NCBI's taxonomy places the organism in Eukaryota, Metazoa, Chordata, Actinopteri, Cypriniformes, Nemacheilidae. The transcript is spliced from 3 exons.